GACUGGCAGGGGAGCUCACAGAUCUGGGACGCUGCCAGAAAAAGGCAAAUUCUUAAGGUUAAUGGUUUUGACUGAUUUUUUAAAUCCUUGCUGGCGAAGAGGCCCGCCUCUCCCCAGUAUCAGCCCUUCCUCAUUCUUCGAAUCCGCGGCUCGGCGGUCUCCGGCGUCAGACCAGCCGGAGGCUGCCUGUUUGCAAUUUAAGCGGGCAGUGAACGCCCAGGGUCGGGGGAGGCGGGGCCGCGGCGGACCUAUUUGAAUAAAGGGGCGUGCCUUCCAGGCGCGCUCUAUAAGAGCGGGCGGCGGCGUGCGUGCGCGCGUUGCCAGCCACACGCGGGACUUGUUGCUCUCCUCGCCCUGCCUGCACCUCCCGCCUCACUCUACAGCAUGAAGGCGCUGAGUCCAGUACGCGGCUGCUACGAGGCGGUGUGCUGCCUGUCCGAGCGCAGCCUGGCGAUUGCGCGGGGCCGUGGCAAGGGCCCGGCGGCCGAGGAGCCGCUGAGCCUGCUGGACGACAUGAACCACUGCUACUCGCGCCUGCGGGAACUGGUACCCGGAGUCCCGAGAGGCACUCAGCUUAGCCAGGUGGAAAUCCUGCAGCGCGUCAUCGACUACAUCCUCGACCUGCAGGUGGUCUUGGCCGAGCCGGCCCCUGGACCCCCAGACGGCCCGCACCUCCCCAUCCAGACAGCAGAGCUUGCUCCGGAACUUGUGAUCUCCAACGACAAAAGGAGCUUCUGCCACUGACCCGGCCGUCCUGGCACCUCCAAGUGAAACGCAGGUGCUGGCGCCCGUUCCGCCUGGGACCCCGGGACCCUCUCCGGCCGGAAGCCCGAGGGCAUGGAUGGGCCCCAACCUCGCCCUGCCCACUUGACUUCCCCAAACCCCUUCCUGGAGGCUGGACCUGGUGCCCGGGAGCGAAGGACUGUGAACUUGGGUGGCCUGAAGAGCCAGAGCUCGCUCUGGCCACCAGCUGGUCACCCUGCCCCCUCCCCACCCCCGAAGGUUAAGGACUGUCUUUUCAGAGUGUGUGGGGGUGGGGGGAUGGGGAGAGGAGUGGCUGCUUUCCAAACUCUGCCAAGGCGGCGGUAGAGCUGGUCUUCUGGUCUCCUUGGAGAAAGGCUCUUGCCCUGAUUUAUGAACUCUAUAAUAGAGUAUAUAGCUUUUGUACCUUUUUUGCAGGAAGGUGACUUUCUGUAACAAUGCGAUGUAUAUUAAACUUUUUAUAAAAGUUAACAUUUUGCAUAAUAAACGAUUUUUAAACACUUGUGU
Molecule: messenger RNA, 1269 nt
Organism: Carlito syrichta (Philippine tarsier)
Lineage: Eukaryota; Metazoa; Chordata; Mammalia; Primates; Tarsiidae
Gene: ID3
Product: inhibitor of DNA binding 3, HLH protein
Exons: 3
Coding region: 385-744 (119 amino acids)
Biological process (GO): circadian regulation of gene expression; cell differentiation; negative regulation of transcription by RNA polymerase II
Cellular component (GO): nucleus; cytoplasm
Molecular function (GO): transcription regulator activity; protein dimerization activity
Source: RefSeq, a predicted model, not a curated record